Molecule: messenger RNA, 1851 nt
Organism: Mus pahari (shrew mouse)
Lineage: Eukaryota; Metazoa; Chordata; Mammalia; Rodentia; Muridae
Gene: Neil1
Product: nei like DNA glycosylase 1
Exons: 10
Coding region: 263-1432 (389 amino acids)
Biological process (GO): base-excision repair
Cellular component (GO): nucleus
Molecular function (GO): damaged DNA binding; zinc ion binding; DNA-(apurinic or apyrimidinic site) endonuclease activity
Source: RefSeq, a predicted model, not a curated record
CGUUUCCGGUUGCUGGUGUCAAUCCUGGCCAGGCUAACUGGUGACUUCAACUGCAGACACAGCUGCGACUCCGGGCACCAGUUCUGACAGAGGCUCUGCUCACCGUAGGACAGGUUCUUUCGUCACCUCCGGGUUACGCGACUGCUCCAAAGCUUGCCCAACAAGUCCUGGGAUUCUCAUAACUAAGGAGCUCCAUUCCAUACUGCGCCGCCUGCCUGAGAAACUACAUUUCCCAGCAGGGCCCAGCCAUUCCUCCUUCAGAAUGCCAGAGGGCCCAGAGCUGCACCUGGCCAGCCACUUUGUGAAUGAGACAUGUAAGGGGCUGGUAUUUGGUGGGUGUGUGGAGAAGUCCUCUGUCAGCCGGAACCCGGAGGUGCCCUUUGAGAGCAGUGCCUACCACAUCUCAGCUUUAGCCCGAGGCAAGGAGCUGCGCUUGACACUGAGCCCCCUGCCUGGGUCCCAGCCCCCUCAGAAGCCACUGUCCCUUGUCUUCCGCUUUGGGAUGUCUGGAUCCUUCCAGCUGGUACCCGCGGAGGCACUGCCCCGCCACGCCCAUCUACGUUUUUAUACAGCCCCACCUGCCCCCCGGCUUGCCCUUUGCUUCGUAGACAUCCGUCGCUUUGGUCACUGGGACCCUGGGGGCGAAUGGCAGCCAGGCCGUGGACCCUGUGUCUUGCUGGAGUAUGAACGGUUCAGAGAGAACGUACUUCGGAACCUAUCAGACAAAGCCUUUGACCGGCCCAUCUGCGAGGCCUUGUUGGAUCAGAGGUUCUUCAAUGGCAUUGGCAACUAUCUGCGGGCAGAGAUCUUGUACCGGCUGAAGAUCCCUCCUUUUGAGAAGGCUCGCACAGUUCUAGAGGCCCUGCAACAGUGCCGGCCGAGCCCAGAGCUGACCCUGAGCCAGAAGAUCAAGGCCAAACUGCAGAACCCAGAUCUGCUGGAACUGUGUCACUUGGUGCCCAAGGAAGUGGUUCAGCUGGGGGGCAAAGGCUAUGGGCCGGAGCGUGGAGAGGAGGAUUUUGCUGCCUUUCGAGCCUGGCUUCGGUGCUAUGGCGUGCCAGGCAUGAGCUCCCUGCGAGACCGGCAUGGCCGUACCGUCUGGUUCCAGGGUGAUCCUGGACCCCUGGCACCCAAAGGGGGCAGAUCCCGAAAAAGGAAGUCACAGGAGACACAGCUGGGGGCUGAGGACAGGAAGGAGGACCUUCCACUUUCAAGCAAGUCUGUUUCCAGGACACGGAGGGCCAGGAAGCACCCUCCUAAGAGUAUAGCUCAACAGUCUGAAGAGGUCGGCCUCCAACAAAACCAGGAAACCCCUACAGCCCCUGAGAAAGGGACGAGGAGGGGUCGACAGGCAAGCACAGGCCACCGCAGACGCCCAAAGAGUAAGCCUGACACCCGACCCAGGGAGGCCGGGGAGAGUUCAGCUUCAUAGAUGGAGGUCUCCUUCCCUGGUGCCUUGCUGUGAAUCCUGGGGCAUGUCUGAAUCCCUAAAAGCAGUCUUUGUAGGGCUGCAUGCCCUAGGCCCUGUGACUUUUUGAGGCAGGGCUUCAUAUGUCCUAUCCUUGAACCCAUAUGGACCUGAAGAUGACAUUGAACUCCCGUUUGGUCUUCCUGCUUCAUGUCCUUGGUUGCUGGGAUUCCAGGUGUGAGCCGAGCCACCACACUCACUAACUCAUUUCUUGUUGUCUACCUUUUCAAGACAAAGGUUUCUCUGUGUAGCCCUGGCUGUCCUGGAACUCUUCUGUAGACUAAGCUGGCCUCAAACUCAGAGAUCUGCCUGCUUCUGCCUCCCAAAGUGUUGGAAAUGUAUGCCAUCUUCAACAUUUUUUAAAUCUCAAGUGAAAAACCAUU